AUGCUAUCACCAGAUUUGUCUUCUUAUAUGGACUCAGUUCUUCGUGAGUCGAUUGAUCAGAUCCAGUUGGAUCGCGAUUAUAUCUCGGCCAACCAAAAAACUCAGUGGAAAGAUAUAGUAAAGAAAAUGGCUCUUUACAUACGAUCCAUCGUUUCCGAGUUGUACAAGGCGGAUAUGAAUUUUGUAGUGACCAAUCCAUUAGAUCAGUCUCGUGAGACGAUUGAUGUCAUGGUUGGACGAGUACAGGCCAAUCUUUGCUCUCGGUUCCCUCAAUCCCCACCUUUUACUAUUCAUCAUUUGGUGAAUACACUCAAAUUUUCCACCCCAGGUGAUUUACUGCCGCCUAAUUUAUCUCUUGAAGAUUUAGUGGAUCUUUCAAAAGGUUUGACUUCUUACAAAGUUCGUUCGAUCAACCUAAUCACCAAGGAGGAUUCUUUUGGACAUGCUGAGAACGUGUUUCACUCCGUUCCGCGCUCUCUCAAUGGCAACACAUCUACACGGCUCGCCAACGUUUAUGCAGUGAGGUUUCUACGGGUUAUUGACCGGAUUGUGUCCGUCCAGAGUAACGUGGAUGAAGUGAACUCUGACUUGAAGAAAUGUAGGUCCCAGGCGAAUUGUUCGGAUGACAAACCCAGCUCAGAUGUUACAGAUAGCAUAAGGAUGACCCAGAUUUCUUGGAUUGCUGAGGAUGUGAACUCUCCUAAGAGGCCGAACGCGGAACCUGCAGACACGGACAGAGUCAUCAAGAGGUCCAAAAGCAUAACUAAGUUGAAGCACAAAAGUACUUCUGAUGAUAAGGCUGAGAGUUUGGAAAGUUUGGGCGAUAAAGGUGGUGUAUGA
Molecule: messenger RNA, 840 nt
Organism: Brettanomyces nanus
Lineage: Eukaryota; Fungi; Ascomycota; Pichiomycetes; Pichiales; Pichiaceae
Exons: 1
Coding region: 1-840 (279 amino acids)
Source: RefSeq, a predicted model, not a curated record